AUGGUGGUCGCUUCGGGCAAAGGCAAUGUCUCCGUCGUCGUCCCGACACCCACCGUUGACAUCGAGAACUACCGCCCGUUCGAAGCAGCGGUCAAUCACACAAUCAACCGAAUCCUUUCCGACAAGUCGAUUAUGGAAGAGUUCAAGGAAAAGGACUGGCCUGUCUACACAGGUUCAGAGUCCCAUGACCUUUCGCCAAUCAUUCUCUCCUCCCCAAGCACGAGUCUCGCCCAGCAUUCACCUUCCGCACGAGCUAGCCCUCUCGACGUGAAUAAAACUCGACUUCGCAAACGACCGACUGCGAGCCGGCACAUCACAAGAGUUUACAUGCCCGCCGAGAGCCAUAAUGAGAAGCAUGUUUCCCCUGCCACUGCUGUGACAGCCUCCUCUCGCAGCGAGUCGAGUGAUGGCCAAGAGAACCAGGAUCGCGCGAGACACCCCAAAGUACCGAAAACGAAGAAUAAGCGGCGACCUUUGUACGACCAUGCGGAACCAAGCAACCAGCAAGACAGUGAUCUGCAGGAGGAAGACGCCCUAUUCUCUUCAUUGGAAGUAUUAAAGCGACACGACUUGAUCAAAUACAUCGGGACACACCCACUCUUGAAAUCCUCGUAUCCUUUGAAGCGAUCUGCCUGGCGAAGAUACGUGAAUGAUGUACGCACUACGGCUACUUCGUUCGGACUUUCCAAGUCGCUUACAAACCGUUUGGUUCGCUAUGUGCACAAGAAUUACUUCUCAACGCCGGUUGGCCGUGAUGCCGGCCCGUCAGAGCCAGAUCCUACCGUUUGCGAUGAGCAGAUGGCAAAUAGUGUAUCUAAGGCGAAAACUGAUAGACCCUCUCGCAAGAGAUCUCGGCUUAGUUCUGAACAUCCCAGGGCCAAGAGGGCCAAGACCCAGGUCGCCUCUCCUGAUAUCGGAGUUGCUCGAGACCGCGCGGUUGAGAAUUUACCAUUGCCGAGCGCAUCUGUCUCGAACUGUUCUGAAAUAUCUUCCUCACAGACCCCGGAAUUUAAAAAAGCUGUUACUUUCAAAAAGGCCGAUAUUGUCAAGGUUGCUUCUACUGUCGACGAUGCUCCGACUUUUAUCGAUCUUACUUUCGACGAUUCCUCCGCUGACGAAGCUGCUUCUACCGUUGUACAUGUUCCUCCUGUUGAAGAUGCUCCUACUUCUGCCCAUGGCCUUCCUGUCGCUGAUGCCGCUCCUGUUGACGAUGUACCCUUCGUUGACAGUGCUUCCACUCUUGAUAAGACUCUUCAAGGUGAUGUUGAUGAUACGCCUAUUGUUGAUGAUGCCUCUUUAGUUGCUGAUCCUUCUUCAGUGGCCGAUGAUCCUACACUUGAUGAUACUCCUAUUGUUGAUGUUGCCACUGCUGUUGAGGAUGUUUCAAUUGUUGACAAUGCUUCCACUCUUGAUAAGACCCUCGAAUGCGAUGAUAGGUCUUCUGUUGAUGAUAUGCCUUCUGUUGCCGAUAUUCACACAGUCGAUGAUGCCCAUAUUGAUGAUGAUGCCCCCACUGUUGGUGAUUCUGCUGCGGGCAAUGUUCAUGGUGUUGAAGAAGCUUCAAAAUCUCGGAAGAGCAAGUCUAGCGAGAAGAGGCAUGUCGCGCAGUCUGCAGUAUCGCCCCAAAACAAGACCCAUGCAUUAAGCGCUGCAGCUGGAAUUGCUCGAAAAAUACCGCCUCCGCAGCUCGAGUCCCAAAUUACGAAUGACCAACCGGUCGCGAUGUCCAAAAAGGAAAGGAGGAAACAGAACAAACGAGAGAAACGAGCAUCGCAGAUUCAACAGGCGAUUGAUGUGCCUGGAACUAGCCACAGCAUGCUGACCCAUCGGUCCUCGAAGAAGAUGAUCCGUCGCCGAAGCUUGGUUUCUUCUGCGCUGUCUACCGAUUUGAAGCGAAAAAGGGACAAGAAAAAAGAGAAGGCUCGGAAACGAAGAAAGUCCGAGCAACAGCAGACCAAUGCAAAUGUGGAUACCGACAUGGAAAGCCACGACCACCACCACACCCAUGUGGCGGAGCCUGCGGAGCCUGCGGAGGUGUCUGCAUCGCGUCCCCAUACCCCCAAGCGACAGAUUCUGCCAUCUUACGAUCAAUCACAAAUUUUGCAACCGAGCAGUGCUCACAAAUCUCCGUUUGCAGUCCUAUCGCCCGAUCCCACACAAUGGGAGAUAGGAGAGAUGGAUUUUUGA
Messenger RNA from Penicillium manginii, 2187 nucleotides. RefSeq lists its product as uncharacterized. Bases 1 to 2187 code for a protein of 728 amino acids. The record is from RefSeq and is a predicted model, not a curated record. The transcript has 2 exons. NCBI's taxonomy places the organism in Eukaryota, Fungi, Ascomycota, Eurotiomycetes, Eurotiales, Aspergillaceae.